This is a messenger RNA of Melanotaenia boesemani (Boeseman's rainbowfish), 3029 nucleotides long. RefSeq names its product phosphatidylinositol-4-phosphate 5-kinase, type I, beta a (gene pip5k1ba). Gene Ontology annotation, biological process: phosphatidylinositol metabolic process. The transcript has 15 exons. Gene Ontology annotation, molecular function: phosphatidylinositol kinase activity. Bases 275 to 1801 code for a protein of 508 amino acids. Lineage: Eukaryota; Metazoa; Chordata; Actinopteri; Atheriniformes; Melanotaeniidae. The record is from RefSeq and is a predicted model, not a curated record.
GAGAAGGGAAGUGGUGAGGAUGCUGCAGCAGUUUGCUGCUCAUUUCACCACAGUCUCAUAAACACUGGCCUUUGUGUUAGACUGACCUGCAGCCUUCUCAGCACCAUGCUCACUCAGGAGCAGCAUACCUGGGAAAUGCAGCUUUGGUAAAGCCCACUGACAGUAAAUCACUGCAUCUACCCAUUCAUCGCUGAGGGGAAAAAAGGAAGUUGUCCUCAGAGUUGGAGGAAGGAUACCUGAGCUUCCCUUUAUUCAAGCUCUUUCACUUCAAAACAUGUCAACAUCUACUGCCGACAGUGGAGGAACUAAAGCCUCUAAAGCAUCAAAGGAUCACAGAAAGCCCACAGCAGCAGCCUUGAAAGGAGCCAUCCAGCUUGGUAUCGGUUAUGCUGUGGGAAACCUCAGCUCCAAACCAGACAGAGAUGUUCUCAUGCAGGACUUCUCUGUGGUGGAAAGUGUCUUCCUGCCCAGUGAGGGUAGCAACCUGACUCCAGCACAUCACUUCCCAGAUUUUCGACUGAAAACCUACGCCCCACUGGCUUUUCGUUACUUCAGAGAGCUCUUUGGCAUCAAACCAGACGAUUAUCUGUACUCCAUUUGUAAUGAGCCGCUAAUAGAGCUGUCCAACCCUGGUGCCAGCAGUUCCUGGUUCUACCUCACCAGUGACGAUGAGUUCAUCAUCAAAACAGUGCAGCAUAAAGAGGCUGAGUUCUUACAAAAACUGCUUCCUGGUUACUACAUGAAUCUCAAUCAGAACCCGAGGACAUUGUUGCCCAAGUUCUACGGUCUUUACUACAUCCAGUGUGGUGGCAUCACUGUCCGUGUAGUGGUAAUGAACAAUGUGCUGCCACGAGCCAUGAAGAUGCACUACAACUACGAUCUAAAGGGUUCCUCUUACAAACGCCGGGCCUCACGCAAAGAGCGUUCCAAGUCCUCUCCCACCUUCAAAGAUCUGGACUUUCAGGCGAUGCAUGAGGGGCUGUACCUCGACCCAGACACGCACAACGCCAUGAUGAAGACCCUGCAGAGGGACUGCCGAGUCCUUGAAAGCUUUAAGAUCAUGGACUACAGUCUCCUGCUGGGCAUUCAUGUGUUGGACAGGAAGCCGCUGGACAGAGGAAGCAGAUGUGACAGCAGGCGAGGACAGAAGGUCCUUUACUCUACUGCCCUGGAGUCCAUCCAGGGGAGCGUGAAGGGCCCAGAACCAGUGGCUGAUGAUGAGACCAUGGGUGGAAUUCCUGCCAAACACAAGGACGAGAACCUGCUCAUCUUUUUAGGGAUCAUCGAUAUCCUUCAGUCAUAUAGGUUCAUUAAGAAGAUGGAACACUCCUGGAAGGCUCUUGUACACGAUGGGGACACAGUGUCAGUUCACAGGCCCGGCUUUUAUGCAGACAGAUUUCUGAAAUUCAUGGGCACGACUGUAUUCAAAAAGCUGCAUCCUUUGAGAGGAGCAUCUUCAAGGAGGAAGAAGAAUUACCUCCAUGCAGGAAAAUCGGCCUCUCAGGAGUUUCUGUCUCCACAGAAAGAGAAAGAGGAGAAGAAGGCCCAGAGCAUGGACAACCUGGAUGGAAACUUUUACAGUUCUUCCAAACAACCAGAUCUUCUUCCAAAAUCUGCUCUCACUUUUGAGACCACCCAAAAUGAUGAAGAGGAUCCUGAAAACAGUGAAGAGCGACGAGCUUCAAGUUCAACAAUUGCUCUCGAUGAUCAUCUGCCGACCCUCAGCACAAGCCAAUCAGACUCUGAGUUGGAUGUCUACUUGCCUCACACAGACUCACCCAGGCGACCCAGCUGGAGCUGACAACUUGUUUGUGUCCAAGCAUCCAUAAAAUUGAGAAGCCGUCUGUACUUCUAAUCCACAACAUGGAGACAAUGGGACCUCAUAACAACGCCAACAAACUGCUUCCCUCUGUGCCUCUUUCAAUAUCUCCUUUAUAAACAUGGUGAAUGCACAAAUCACUGAAAGACCCAUAAUUAUCAACAGUGUCUAUUUUUGUGUAUUAAAAUCACUGAACAUUUCUUGCCGCUAUAAAACACUAUGAAGCUGUUUCUUCUGCUUCUCAAUGUUGUUCUCUUUGCUGCUAGUAAAUAUUUGAGUUUCCGUUUGUCAUCUUUUGCUUCCAGUGUUUUCUGUAAAUGUUCAAAUUUCUCAGUGGCUGGAUCACUGGAGAAUUAAAAUGUCUUCCCAAACAUCAGAUAAAUCAUUUUUGCUGUUUAUUAUUAGAUAUACAGUCAUAUAUACAGGUGAUUCUGGUUUAAACUAAAUGUGUAAUAAUACAGAUAUGGUUGCUGUGCAUCCCCAUAUAAUGAAUCAGAGUGAGUCACUGUGUACUACAUUAUACCAAAAAUGUUAGAAAAUGACAAUUCAUACAGCAAGUUAAUAGAAGACUAAAUACAUUUAAAAAAAAUUCAUAAACAACCUUCAAAAUUACAUUUCCAUUAGCUUAAUUUGAAGUUUCAUGUCUAGUGAAAACCUGGAUUUGUGAGCAUGCUAAACUAGGACAACCAUAUGAAAACUUACUUAACACCAGUAUGUUUUGUAGUUAUUAGAAGCAUUCAUUUUUAAAUAUUUGGGAAUGGAUUAGUAAACACUUAUGCAAAUUCUAGCAUGCUAGCACACCUAAGUAACAUCAACUAGCCAAACGUCAACAUGUUAGCAUGGCUUACUGAUAGCUAAACUCAAAACACCAUAGUGCCUUUAUUAAAGCCUCUCGGAGCUUCUGAUUAACUUUUUAUUCUUGUUUGAAAUACAGAAAAACACAAAUAAAGAAACCACACUGGCUAUAAUCUUUUAUUUCUACAUAUCAAUGAUUACUACUUUGAAUUUCCUGUGGAAAAAUAUUAUAGCUUCUGCCAACCAAUCAGUUCUGUAUGCAAACUGUCCUGUAACAAAAACGGAAAAAUAAAUCCUGUAAUGUAUGUUUCUGUUUUUUCUUGGUUUGUUUGUUUUCAUAUUCUUUAAUGUAAGUUUAUAGGCCUGCAAUUGUAAAAUUGCUUAUAUCUGGUAAAUAAAUUAAUAUUUAAUGUUC